Molecule: messenger RNA, 462 nt
Organism: Oppiella nova
Lineage: Eukaryota; Metazoa; Arthropoda; Arachnida; Sarcoptiformes; Oppiidae
Source: the annotation of a GenBank genome assembly
AUGACAACCACGUAUAACUUCGAGGGAAAGGUAGCCCUAAUCACGGGCUCGAGUACAGGCAUCGGCGCCGCCAUUGCCGUACUGUUUGCCCGAAGUGGUGCCCGCGUUGUGGUGAGCGGUCUGAACGGCGCUGACGUGCGUUCGGUGGCCGACGAGUGCGCGCGAGUCUCGCCGUCCGGUUCGGCGGCACUCGAAGUCGUCGCAGACUUCCGGCGCGAGUCUGACGUCCGGCGACUCAUUGACGCCACUAUUGAAACGUACGGACAGUUAGACGUAUUGGUGAACUGCGCCGGCGUUUGCCUGUGGGCUGACAUAACAGACCCGGAUUACGUGGAAAAGCAGAGGCAGACACUGGAUGUGAAUCUGAAUUCAGUCAUACUUUUAACACAUUUAUCGGUUAAAUAUCUGGAGGAAAGUAAAGGCACAAUAAUUAAUAUAUCGAGUGCUCUGGGUACUAAACCG